Molecule: messenger RNA, 2369 nt
Organism: Ochotona princeps (American pika)
Lineage: Eukaryota; Metazoa; Chordata; Mammalia; Lagomorpha; Ochotonidae
Gene: MVB12B
Product: multivesicular body subunit 12B
Exons: 10
Coding region: 514-1473 (319 amino acids)
Biological process (GO): regulation of epidermal growth factor receptor signaling pathway; virus maturation; viral budding
Cellular component (GO): ESCRT I complex; late endosome
Source: RefSeq, a predicted model, not a curated record
GGACAACGUACUCGGACCGCGAGGCCUUGGCGAGCUCCCCGGGCCAAGGGUGACAGGAAAGGCCACCUUGGUGAGGAGGGGAGAGGAAGACCCAAGCCUCAAGCACCAGAGGCCUCAGGUGGCUCCUGUCUGGGGUUGGGCAGGGGUCGUCCGUGGGCUCCGUGAGGCCCGGUCGGAGCAUUGGGCCCUCUUGGGAGUGGACCGGCCGAGGCAGCGGAGCGGGUUCGGGACCCAGGGCUCCCGCUCCCUCCUCCCGCCCAACCAGCCUCGGGCGCCGCCCCCGGAGCCAGCGCCACCGCCGGGGGCCCGGAGCCGGCCGCCGCGGCCCGCGGAGGGAGCUGCCGCCGUUGUUGCCGCUGCUGUUGCUGGAGCAGCCGCCGCCGCCGCCAGGCCGCGCCCCGCCCCUCCAGCCGCCGCCGCCGCCGCCGCUCCCCGCCAGGCUCGCGCUCGAGCUGCGGCGCCGGCUCCAGCCGACUGGGCCCCGGGCCCGUCCCCUCCCGCGCCGCCCGGGCGAUGAGAAGCUGCUUCUGCGUGAGACGGAGCCGGGACCCGCCGCCGCCACUGCCGCCGCCGCAGCCGCCCCAGCGGGGAACAGACCAGCCCACCAUGCCUGAAGUGAAAGACCUUUCAGAAGCCUUGCCAGAGACUUCCCUGGACCCCCUCACAGGGGUCGGGGUGGUAGCCUCACGGAACCGCGCCCCCACAGGCUACGACGUGGUCGCACAGACAGCAGAUGGUGUGGACGCUGACCUCUGGAAAGAUGGCCUGUUUAAAUCCAAGGUCACCAGGUACCUGUGCUUCACCAGAUCGUUUUCCAAAGAAAAUAGCCAUUUGGGGAACGUGUUAGUGGAUAUGAAGCUGAUUGACAUCAAGGACACGCUGCCUGUGGGCUUCAUCCCAAUUCAGGAGACAGUGGACACACAGGAAGUGGCGUUCCGAAAGAAGAGGCUGUGCAUCAAGUUUAUCCCCCGGGACUCAACAGAAGCCGCCAUCUGUGACAUUCGCAUCAUGGGCCGGACCAAGCAGGCCCCUCCUCAGUACACGUUCAUCGGGGAACUGAACAGCAUGGGGAUUUGGUAUCGGAUGGGCAGAGUACCAAGAAACCACGACUCGUCUCAAACCACCACGCCUUCCCCGUCAUCUGCUGCUUCCACCCCAGCCCCCAACUUGCCCAGGCACAUCUCCCUAACGCUGCCUGCCACCUUCCGCGGCAGGAACAGCACCCGGACGGACUAUGAGUACCAGCACUCCAAUUUGUAUGCCAUAUCAGCAAUGGAUGGUGUGCCUUUCAUGAUAUCUGAGAAGUUUUCUUGUGUUCCAGAAAGUAUGCAGCCCUUUGACCUCCUGGGAAUCACCAUCAAGUCUUUGGCAGAAAUUGAGAAAGAGUACGAGUACAGCUUCCGCACGGAGCAGAGCGCCGCUGCCAGGCUCCCGCCCAGCCCCACCCGGUGCCAGCAGGUGCCGCAGUCCUGAGCCACACCGGGAGAAGAUACGCCUCCAGAGACACUACUGACCCCGUCCCUCCUACCCCGCCUGGGGGGCUGGAGACCCUGGGCAGUCACGAGGUCACCUCCUGGCCUCAACUUGCCUGCUGUGACACCUGGCCUCCCGGGGCCUCACUCACAACCGCAACUAACCUGUGUGCUGUAGCGACCUGCGCUGCUGACCGUAUGGGCGACCACCAGCUCCUUGAAGAAGCCUUUCCCGCUCGGGCACAUAACAGCUCCGGGCAGGUGCUCCGGCCGCCCAGCGAUGCCAGCCAGCCGGCUCCUCCUCCCCUGACUGUCGCCUGCCAUGGGGUUCCCUUCAGGGGCCCACCCCAGCCCCAGGGCUGCUGUACAAGUCCCUCCUGCCAGGCCAGAUGCCUCGGCGUUUCGGCCUGGCCCUCCUGUGGGUGUGUCCUGCACCGCAUGCCUAGAUUCCCAGGGGGAGGGGGCAGGAGAGGCUGAGGCCUGGGGCCUGCUCAUCCAAGGGCUUGUAUGGGGGAUCGCCCAUGUGCCAAGAGCAGCCCUCACUGCCCACCCAGUGCCCCAUAGGACCACACCCCAGGGAACACAGGCACCUGACCUUCAUUCCACCCAGAGCCAGGCUGUGUGCCCUGAAGAUCCAGACCACCGGUUCUUCUCUGCUCGUCGGAGGUGCCAAGCUCAGUCACACAUGCCCAUUUGCCACGAGGGCCAAAGGUCGAGGGCCUUGCCCAUGGGUUGCCUGCAGGCAGCUGGCACUCAGGGGUUCCCAGGUGGCUUGGUGACCAUAGUGGGGGCAGUCCAUGCAUAUCACCUCUGGAGACCACCAUGGGUGACCGAGGCAACCACGGGACAGGAGGAAGAACUGGCCCAGAAGAACACCUCACCCACUGUGCCAGCUGC